GCUGCUAUGUCAUUCAAAAUUGUUGCCAUUGUCAAUAAAGUUAUUUAAACUGAUUUAGUUUGUUAUAAAUACUGAAUCCGCGAGCUCUAUUUUUUUAACAAUGCAAAAAAUUGGAAAUUUACGUCUUGGAGCUCUUCUAAUUAUAAUCCUGAUUAAUUCGUUUACCUGGGGAACUAUUGUAAGAUUAAGUGCAAUUAAGUGUCACUCUGACGAUCUAAAGUUUUGUGUCGUCGACAAAUGUGAAAUGAAAACUUUAAGUCGGCGCCUUAAAGAAGUCCAUGCUGUGGUCAAACUGCUCAAAAUACCAGUUACCAAUGCUUCGAUUCGAGCAGAGCUUCUGCGUGGCAGCCUAUCAUUGUACAAUUUCGAAUUUGAUGGCUGUCAAUAUUGGGUAAACAAACGACGCAAUCCAUUUGUAUCAGCAAUCUACAAGUUGUUUAACUUGUAUCGCUACACCAAUGUGAAUCAUUCGUGUCCCUAUUCUCACGACAUCGUUUUAAAUCAUAUGCCUUUUGAUACGAAUUUAAAUACACAAGUUCCACUCGGCAAUGGAAAUUAUGACGUGGUUAUGUAUUGGUUUGCCUACAAGGUACUUCGCGCAACUAUAACUAUUUCAAUGGAAGUUGUUAAUUAA
Molecule: messenger RNA, 634 nt
Organism: Drosophila albomicans
Lineage: Eukaryota; Metazoa; Arthropoda; Insecta; Diptera; Drosophilidae
Exons: 3
Coding region: 101-634 (177 amino acids)
Source: RefSeq, a predicted model, not a curated record